Messenger RNA from Trypanosoma brucei brucei TREU927, 1464 nucleotides. RefSeq names its product epsilon tubulin. Gene Ontology annotation, molecular function: GTP binding; structural constituent of cytoskeleton. The coding region runs from base 1 to 1464 and encodes 487 amino acids. Gene Ontology annotation, biological process: microtubule cytoskeleton organization; mitotic cell cycle. The record is from RefSeq and is a predicted model, not a curated record. Lineage: Eukaryota; Euglenozoa; Kinetoplastea; Trypanosomatida; Trypanosomatidae. The transcript has a single exon. Gene Ontology annotation, cellular component: cytoplasm; microtubule.
AUGCCCCGUGAGGUUGUUACAGUUCAAGUUGGCCAGUGCGGUAACCAGCUGGGACUUAAGUGGUGGGAUGUGCUGUUGCAGGAACACAAAGCUAACCCACAGUUCACUGAUGCUCGUGACGCACUAUUUGAUGUUAGUGGUAGCGCUCCCCUUGCAAGUGUCGGUGACAAGGCGUGCAGGGCCGGUUCUCUAAAAGCACGCUGUGUAGCUGUCGACAUGGAGGAGGGUGUGUUACGGGCGAUGCUCCGUGGUCCAUUAGGGCAUCUCUUUGAUGCAACAUUCUUUGUGUCGGAUGUAAGUGGUGCCGGUAACAACUGGGCGGUGGGUCAUAUGGAGUACGGUGACAAGUACAUUGACAGUAUCACGGAGACUGUGCGGGAGCAGGUGGAGCGAUGUGAUAGCAUACAAUCCUUUUUAAUAAUGCAUUCAUUGAGCGGUGGAACUGGUGCGGGUCUUGGGACGCGUGUGCUUGGGAUGCUAGAAGAUGAGUUUCCUCACGUGUUUCGAAUAUGCCCUGUUGUGAUGCCCUCAGCUAUCGACGACGUGGUGACGGCCCCAUACAACACUGCGUUUGCGGUCCGAGAGCUCAUUGAGCACGCUGAUGCUGUUCUGCCAUUAGACAAUGAUGCACUUGCGCGGAUGGCGGAUUCGGCACUCGGACAAAAAACCAUAGGCCAAGCGGCCGGUGAGCGUAAGGAACCGCAAACCACUUUGGGUGCACCAGCAGCGCGGGGUUACAGUGUCGCACAACCUACCCAAACCAAACUCCCCUACGACUCUAUGAACGCACUUGUGGCACAGUUGCUCAGUAACUUAACGUGCGCCAUGCGAUUUCCCGGCCCACUAAAUAUGGAUAUCAACGAAAUUACCACAAACCUAGUACCGUACCCGCGGCUGCUGUUUCUCACCUCCGCCAUUGCCCCCCUAAGUGUGGCGCGCCACGCUGCCGCUUCUGCACCACGUUCUGUUGACACAAUGAUAGCAGCAUGCCUCGACAAAAACCAUCAGUUCGUUGACGUUUCUAACGGUUUAUCCUCUGCGCUGACACAUGAGGCGGGUACUUGCCUUGCCACAGCCAUCGUAGCGCGAGGUCCGCAAAUCACUGUGGGGGAUCUUACGCGAAACAUUCCCCGUAUUCGUGAAAGGCAGAAGCUUGUGUACUGGAAUGAGGACGGCUGCAAGACAGCCUUAUGUAGCGUCAGCCCACUUGGUCAUCGGAACUCGGUGCUGAUGCUUGCAAACCACUGUUCAAUAGCACAAAAACUACAGUCGGCACACGAACGAUUUAUGAGGCUUUACUCAGUGCGCUCGCAUGUACAUCACUACGAACCUUAUCUUGAGCAAGCGUACUUUGAUGACACAUGUGAUACGGUAUUAACUGUCGUGGACGAUUACAACUAUCUUAACACUGUGCAAAUGCCGGCGGAUGUGCCACGUAGCAUGCGUGACCUUGUUUACUUUUGA